AUGGAAAUAAAAGGGCUCGUUGAGAAGAAGAAUGAAAACAUCAUUGAUCUUGUAGGCCAGAUUGGUGGUGUCGUUGGCGAACCCAUUUCUGCUGAUGAUAUAAAAGUUUGCCACCGAGUACCGACUCGUGAGCAGGGCAAAACGAACGUUAUUGUUCAGUUCAAAAGCAAGCAGAAACGGGACCACGUCGUCGAGAAAGCCCGCAAGAGCCGCAUUCGGAAUCGUGACGUAGGAAUCUCCAGCGAAGCCCAAAUCUUCGUGAAUGAGCAUUUCUGUCCGACACUGAAGCGGCUGCUUGCACAGGCAAUUGCAAAAAAACGGGAGAAUCAGUGGCAGUUUGUGUGGACUAAGAAUGGGAAGAUUUUCGCGCGCAAGACACAGUCCAGUCAGGUGGUGCGCAUUGAAACAGAUUCUGACCUCGUCAAGAUUGCGUAG
Dermacentor andersoni is the source of this 435-nucleotide messenger RNA. The record is from RefSeq and is a predicted model, not a curated record. Lineage: Eukaryota; Metazoa; Arthropoda; Arachnida; Ixodida; Ixodidae.